AUGUGUGUCUACAGUAGGAACAGGUAACAGCCAAUCAGAAACGCGCUUUUCUUUCCGGAAGUCUUCGACCUGCAGCCGCUCGUUGGACUCUGUUACCGGAGAGUUACCGGAGGUACCGGAGAGUUACCGGAGCUACCAGAGCGGUACCGGGUUGUUAACGCGUCGCGUUGAAGCACUAAACAACGGAGACCCCGCGGUCUGACGACCGGAGGGAACACCUGUCCGCCACCGGAAACACACGAGGCGGCUCGGACCACACAAACCGACCGAAACUCCGGCGGGACACCUGUCCGCCUCCACCGGGACACCUGUCCGCCUGCGCCGUGGAGAUGCGCACUGAGCGUCCGGUGUCUCACCUGGAGGGAGCGGCAGCGCGCGCGUAGUUCGUUGGGUCGUCGUACACGAGCCGCACGAUGUCCGUGAACGAGCUGUUCACGAAGUUCACGCGGGUCUGGAUCCCCGACCCGGAGGACGUGUGGAGGGCUGCAGAGAUCACCAGGGACUACAAGGAGGGGGAGCCGCUGCUGCACCUGAAGCUGGAGGAUGAGACGCCUCUGGAGUACCCCGUGGGCCCCAAGAGGAACCCCCUCCCCUUCCUGCGUAACCCCGACAUCCUGGUGGGAGAGAAUGACCUCACGGCCCUCAGCUACCUGCACGAGCCGGCAGUGCUGCACAACCUGAAGGUCCGAUUCCUGGAGCCCAACCACAUCUACACCUACUGCGGCAUCGUGCUGGUGGCCAUCAACCCGUACGAGCAGCUGCACAUCUACGGCGAGGAGGUGAUCCGGGCCUACAGCGGCCAGAACAUGGGCGACAUGGACCCGCACAUCUUCGCCGUGGCCGAGGAGGCCUACAAGCAGAUGGCCAGAGAUGAGAGGAACCAGUCCAUCAUCGUGAGCGGCGAGUCUGGCGCCGGCAAGACGGUGUCGGCGAAGUACGCCAUGCGCUUCUUCGCCACGGUGGGCGGCUCCACCCGCGACAGCAACGUGGAGGAGAAGGUGCUCGCCUCCAACCCCAUCAUGGAGGCCAUCGGCAACGCCAAGACCACGCGCAACGACAACAGCAGCCGCUUCGGGAAGUACAUCCAGAUCGGCUUCAGCCGGCAGUACCACAUCAUCGGAGCCAACAUGAGGACCUACCUGCUGGAGAAGUCCCGCGUGGUGUUUCAGGCUGAGGAAGAGAGGAACUAUCACAUCUUCUACCAGCUGUGUGCCUGCGCCAGCUCACCAGAGUUCAAAGACCUCGGCCUCACCAGUGCAGAGGAUUUCAUCUUCACGUCGAUGGGGGAAAACAUCUCCAUCGAGGGAGUGGACGACGCUAAAGACCUGGAGAAGACCAGAGAGGCCUUCACGCUGCUGGGCAUCAAGGAGGCCAGUCAGAGCAGCCUCUUCAAGGUGGUGGCCUCCAUCCUUCACCUGGGCAACAUUAACAUCAGCCUGAACCGAGGAGGAGACUCCUGUCACGUCUCGAAGGACGACCUCCACCUGCAGCACUUCUGCCGGCUGCUGGGGUUGGAGCUGCCCCAGAUGGAGCACUGGCUGUGCCACAGGAAGCUGGUCACGGCCUCAGAGACCUACGUGAAGAGCAUGUCGGGCCCUCAGGCGGAGAACGCCCGCGGCGCGCUGGCCAAGCUGCUCUACGCCCGCCUGUUCACCUGGAUCGUAGGGCACAUCAACAAGGCGCUGCUCACCUCCGCCAAGCAGCACUCCUUCAUCGGGGUGCUGGACAUCUACGGCUUCGAGACCUUCGAGGUGAACAGCUUCGAGCAGUUCUGCAUCAACUACGCCAACGAGAAGCUUCAGCAGCAGUUCAACUCCCAUGUGUUUAAGCUGGAGCAGGAGGAGUACAUGAAGGAGCUGAUCCCCUGGACCCUCAUCGACUUCUAUGACAACCAGCCGUGCAUCGACCUCAUCGAGGCUCGCCUGGGGGUCCUGGACCUGCUGGACGAGGAGUGUAAAGUGCCCAAGGGGACGGACCAGAACUGGGCCCAGAAGCUCUUCAAGCAGCACUCCAGCAGCGCUCACUUCCAGAAGCCUCGCAUGUCCAACAUCUCCUUCAUCAUCAUCCACUUCGCUGACAAGGUGGAGUAUCAGUGUGAAGGCUUCCUGGAGAAGAACCGGGACACGGUGUACGAGGAGCAGAUCAACAUCCUGAAGGCCAGUCAGUUCCAGCUGGUUGCAGAUCUGUUUCAUGACAAGGACGACGUGGCCCCCCAGAAGUCCUCCAGAGUGAGCGUCAGACCAGCAAAGCCGGCUCCCAGGGGCCCCAACAAAGAGCACAGGAAGACCGUGGGGCAUCAGUUCCGCAGCUCCCUGCACCUCCUCAUGGAGACCCUGAACGCCACGACUCCUCACUACGUCCGCUGCAUCAAGCCCAACGACUUCAAGGAGGCCUUCUCGUUCGAUUCCAAGCGUGCGGUGCAGCAGCUCCGAGCCUGUGGAGUUCUGGAGACGAUCCGGAUCAGUGCAGCCGGGUACCCAUCCAGGUGGACGUACCCAGACUUCUUCAGCCGGUACCGAGUGUUGCUGAAGAAGUCCGACAUGACGGCCGACAGGAAGCUGGUGUGUAAGACGCUGCUGGAGACGCUGGUCAAGGAACCCGACAUGUUCCAGUUCGGGAAGACGAAGAUCUUCUUCCGGGCGGGGCAGGUGGCGUACCUGGAGAAGCUCCGGGCCGACCGGUUCCGCUCGGCCUGCAUCAAGAUCCAGAAGACGGUGCGCGGCUGGCUGCAGAGGGUCCGGUACCGCAAGGUCCACAAGAUGGCCGCCACGCUGCAGAGAUACGGCCGGGGAUACCUGGCCCGCAGGCACGCUGACUUCCUGCGUUUGAGCCGAGCCGCCCUCGUCUGUCAGAAGCAGUUCCGCAUGGCGAGAGACAGACGGGCGUUUCUGAGAGAGAGACGGGCGGUGGUCACCAUCCAGGCCUUCACCAGGGGCAUGUUCACCCGCCGGAUCUACCACGAGUUCCUCCUGCACCACAAGGCGCUGCUGAUCCAGAAGACGGUGCGCGGCUGGCUGCAGCGGCGGCGCUUCCUGCGGGCGCGGCGCGCGGCGGUGACGGUGCAGUGCUCCUUCAGGCAGCUGCUGGCCCGACGGAGGCUGCAGCAGAUGAAGGUGGAGGCUCGCUCAGCGGAGAGGCUGAAGAAGCUGAACACGGGGAUGGAGAACAAGAUCGUCCAGCUGCAGAGGAAGAUGGACGACAAGUCCAAGGAGCUCCGGACCCAGAACGACCAGCUGCUGCAGGUGAACAGCGGUUUGGGCUCCGAGGUCAACAAGCUGCAGAAGCAGCUGGAGCAGGUGAAGAGUCGCCAGGUAGCAGGGGGAGGAGCCGGGGGAGGAGCUCAGAUCUCCUCCCUGCAGGAGGAGCUGGACAGGCUGAGGGAGGAGCUACAGGAAGCGUCGGCCCAGAGGAAGAGGAUGGAGGAGGACCACGGCAACGAGAAGAUGAGUCUCCAACAGCGGGUGGAGCAGCUGGAGACGGAGAACGCUGAGCUGAAGAGGGAGAAAGAAGAGAUGAACCAGAGGUCUGGAGAGGGCAGCACUGAGGCUCAGGAGGCGCUGCAGAAGGAGCUGGAUGAUGAGAGGCAGCGCUACCAGAACCACCUCAACGAGUUCACCAGGCUGGAGCAGAGGUACGACAACCUGAAGGAGGAGCUGUCUCUGAGCAAGUUCCAACCCGGCCACCGGAGGAACCUGUCCAACCUGAGCAGCCAGGAGUCGGACUCCAACUACCCGUCCGUCUGCAGCUCGGAGGUGGGAGACACCGAGGACUCCAUCCAGCUGGUGGAGGAGAUGGGCGUGGAGAAGGCAGCGAUGGACAUCGGUCUGUUCAUGAAGCUGCAGAAGAGAGUGAGAGAGCUGGAGCAGGAGAGGAAGAGGCUGCAGCUCAGCCUGGAGAAGAUGGAGGCGCUCGGCAAGCGCAGGGACUCCAGGAGUUCCCCCUCGGAGCAGGAGAUGGCUGACCAGGUCUACAACAACCUCAAGAGACAGGAGCUGGAGUCUGAGAACAAGAAGCUGAAGAACAACCUGAACGAGUUGAGGAGGUCCAUCGCCGAGCGAGCGUCCCAGAGCGACUCGCCCAAUGAGCUGCAGGACGGCUACAACGUGCUGCUCAGCCAGCUGCGCUCGGCCAAUGAGGAGCUGGACGGUCGCAAGGAGGAGGUCCUUAUCCUGAGGACGCAGCUCGUUAGCCACGCCCAGCAGCAGGAGGAGAGGGAGCUCGUGGAAAGCAGUAAAGUUCCUGAAGUGAACAGCAGCAACGAGCCGGUGGACAAAGAGGAGGCGUUCAAAGCCUAUCACGGGCUGUGUGAGUCCAAAAAUUCCCGGCAGGACUGGUGUUCUCUGAAUGAAGAUGGAGAGCUGGGUUUGGCUUACCAGGGCCUCCAACAAGUGUCCAGGCUGCUGGAGGCCCAGCUGCAGACCCAGGCCCGGCAGCACCGGGACGAGCUGGAGGCCCUGCACACGCAGAUCGAGCUGCUGAGGGCCGACAUCGAGAAGAAGCAGGAGCUCCUGAACUACACGGCCGCGCUGUCCCCGGAGGCCAGGGUGGAGUACAGCAUCCAGCAGGAGAUCACCAGGCUCACCAACGACAACCUGGACCUCAAGGAGCUGGUGGAGAAGCUGGAGAAGAAUGAGAAGAAACUAAAGAAGCAGCUCAGGAUCUACAUGAAGAAAGUCCAGGAGUUAGAGGCUGAGAGGUCCUGUUGGUUCCAGAAGAAUAACGCGGACUUUGAGAUGACGUCCUUCUGGCUGGCCAACACCAGCCGGCUGCUCCACUGCCUGAAGCAGUACAGCGGAGACGAGGUGUUCAUGACCCAGAACACCAGCAAGCAGAACGAGCACUGCCUGAAGAACUUCGACCUGGCCGAGUACCGACAGGUGCUGAGCGACCUUUCCAUCCAGAUCUACCAGCAGCUCAUCAGGGUGGCCGAGGAAGUCAUCCAGCCCAUGAUCGUGUCGGCCAUGUUGGAAAGUGAGAGCAUCCCCAGCCUGGCGGGAUACAGGAAACGCUCGUCCAGCAUCGACUUCAACGGAGGCAGCAGCUACACCCUGGAGGCCCUGAUCCGCCAGCUGGGUCAGUUCCACAGCACCAUGCAGGACCACGGUCUGGACCCCGAGAUCGUGGGUCAGGUGGCGCGACAGCUCUUCCACUGCAUCAACAACUACACCCUCAACAACCUGCUGCUGCGGAAAGACGUGUGCUCCUGGAGCACCGGCAUGCAGCUCAGAUACAACACCAGUCAGAUGGAGGAGUGGCUGCGGGGGAACAACCUGUUCCAGAGUAAAGCUGCAGCCGCCCUGAACCCCAUCAUCCAGGCCGCUCAGCUGCUGCAGGUCAAGAAGAAGACGAGCCAGGACGCCGAGGCCAUCUGCUCGCUGUGCACCGCCCUCAGCACGCAGCAGAUCGUGAAGAUCCUGAACCUCUACACUCCUCUGAACGAGUUUGAAGAGAGAGUCACCGUGGCCUUCAUCAGGAGCAUCCAGAACCGUCCUCCGCAGAGCACCGACCCGCCUCAGCUGCUGAUGGACACCAAGCACAUGUUCCCCGUCCUCUUCCCGUACACGCCGUCUGCUCUCAGCCUGGAGACGCUGCAGAUCCCCGCCUCCCUCGGCCUGGACUUCCUCAUCAGGGUCUGAAGGAUCUGCUUUCCUCCACUUGGACCAGCUUCCAGCAAACUGACCUCACAUCAGCUUUAAAGCAGUAGCAGACGCUUUCCUACGGCUGUUCAGAUGCGUUCACCAAGGUCAGCUUCAUGUGCCUCAGCAGGCGGGAUCGGCCCUACCGCUCCUCUUCCGCUCCCUCGGGAAACGAGACGCGGCAGGAAGUGUGCAAGGAACAGGAAGUGAUGGAAGGAACAGGAAGUGGUGGAAGGAACAAGUGUGGACAGAACAGGAAGUGUCCCGCAGGACGAAGAAGGCCAGGGUGGAGAUUCAGGAGAGAUUCACCAACACAUAAACAUAAGGAUUGUUUAUCGAUGGCUUAUUGGUCAGAACAUUAUUCAUAUUCAUAAGUUCUCUUGAGGAUCGUCGGCUCACUUCCUGUGUUUGUUCUCGUUCUCCCAUCCACACAUGCGAGUUGCAUUCAGGUGUCCAUGUGAAACCCAGGACUGUAAAGUCAUAUGUGAUAUGCAGUCUGAGGCUCGUGUCUCAUGUGUCUGUGAAUAAACGAUGACAUCAUCAGUCGGGUUAUUAAAGGUGAUUAAAGGUCACUGCUGCACAUUUUGAAUCCAUCAGAAGAAAUCAAUGCUUUAUUUUCACUUUGAUUAUUAUACUUUUCUUUUUAUAUUUUUGUAUAACUUAAUUGUACUUGUGUGUUCUUUCCCUUCUUUUUCUUUCUCGUGUGAUUUUGGAAAAUAAUAUCUUGACAAUAAUUAAUAAUAAGUACUAAACGCUCAGCGACAGGUUCACUGACUGUGGUUUAUGGGAUUAUCCAAUUUUAGACUUUCAUAAUUAUUAAGACACUAUUAUCACACUUAUUAUUAUCACACUUAUUGUUAACACUAAUUAUUAUCACACUUAUUAUUAUCACACUUAUUGUUAACACUUAUUAUUAUCACACUUAUUAUUAUCACACUAAUUAUUAAUACUAAUUAUUAUCAUACUAAUUAUCACAAAAUGAAGAACUUCACUGCAGACGGUUUGAAUCUUAGAACAAUUAAUAUAUAUUUUCAUACGGUUGUUUUGUAUCAUUGAUUCAGUUUUCUUUCUCUUAAUGAAGCACGAAGUAAAUUCCUUUUUUUCAAAAUAACUUCCUGUAUUUCAAAGUAAAGGUUUUCUGGCUGAGUCGUGGUUGAAUCCUCUUUGGUGUCACAUAAUCAAUAAAUCAGAGGUUUUUUUUUACAGUAAAUGCUAAAUUCUACAAUUUCCUUUAAAAACAGUUUCCCUCGACAAUAAAACUUUGAAAUUAU
This is a messenger RNA of Pseudoliparis swirei, 6907 nucleotides long. RefSeq names its product myosin VB (gene myo5b). Bases 414 to 5636 code for a protein of 1740 amino acids. Gene Ontology annotation, molecular function: microfilament motor activity; ATP binding; actin filament binding. The transcript is spliced from 38 exons. Gene Ontology annotation, biological process: vesicle transport along actin filament; actin filament organization. Lineage: Eukaryota; Metazoa; Chordata; Actinopteri; Perciformes; Liparidae. The record is from RefSeq and is a predicted model, not a curated record. Gene Ontology annotation, cellular component: actin cytoskeleton; myosin complex; cytoplasm.